CCUAACUCCCUAACAUCACAUCGAGCAGCACCUGGCAACGGAGUGUGUGCGACGUUCUAGCGCGAAGACUCUGCAAAUUACUCAGUGGCCAUUUGUAAAACGGUACUGCAUGCUCUCUUGGAUAUCAUUCCCAUUGACAUCAACUGUUCGAAUAGCAUUUUCAAAUUACUAUUGACGUCGACAAAUACUUCAGACGAAGGCACAUGAUAAUCUGCUAAUAGCAUUUACAUUUGACCAUUGAAACGUGUUUGGUGCUAGAGUGUACCAAUCACACGAUGAGCGAGGAUCAAAAUGGGAAAGUUGUCAGACGACGCAUAAUUCGAGUUUCAGAUUCAGAUUCUGACUGUGAACAACUCAAGAAUUUGAAUGUCUCCCUGUCAACGGUACCCACGCCAAACAGGGCACUUAUUGUUGAAGAACGCGAGCGGAAAGUCCACUAUCUGAUCAAAGUAUUCCCCAAUUUGCAAGCGUCGGAGGUAUAUGAGCAACUUGCAAAUGAUGAGUUUGACCUAGCAAAGACUGUUUCCCAGCUGGAGGGCAAACAUGGCAAUGUUGUAACCAUCAGCUAUGACAAGUGGAAGCUGGACGAGAAGAUCAAAAUGCAGGCCUAUGCAAAGCAAAAGAGGCCCCCUGCUGAGAGAAAGAAAGCAUCAAAAGCAAAAAGAAGAAAGGUGGACAACAGUGAUAGCAAUGAUUCAGACACUAAUUAUGCUGACACAAGAGUAUUUGACUCAGAUGAAGAUUCUGAUGUAGAAAUCUCAGAUGUGCUCACACCCAGCAAGAAGAAGGUGCUGGAAUUUAUGGAAACUGCAACAGCCAGUGAGCUGCAAUUGAUGCAUUCAUGUUCAAAGAAGAAAGUGGAUGCUCUUUUGGCAUCUAGACCCUUCACCGGAUGGAUUGAUCUGGUUGAAAAGUUACAAGGCAACAAAUACUUGAGCACGGAUCUCUUGAACUCCGCGCAAAGAGUUAUAUCGACGCGCCAGAAUGUAGCCGCCCUGAUGAAUAAAUGCUCCAAAAUUUCUGAACAAUUAGAAUUUGCCGCAAAACGCGAGCACGCUAUCAAAUCACAACCGAAAAAUCUAUCGGCGGGGCUAAAACUGACUGGUUAUCAACUGGUGGGUGUAAACUGGUUGGCAAUGCUGCAUGAACAAGGCCUGAAUGGAAUCCUUGCUGAUGAAAUGGGCUUGGGUAAAACAAUCCAAGUGGUAGCGUUCCUCGCACAUCUUAAGGAACGCAACAUCUCAGGCCGGCAUCUAAUUGUGGUCCCCGCCUCCACCCUGGAGAACUGGCAAAACGAAUUCGAGCGUUGGUGCCCGUCGAUUAAAGUCUUACUGUAUUACGGUAGCGCCGAGGAGCGUCGCAACUACCGUAUCAUGUUCUCCAAAGGUGAGCACAGGGCGUACGACGUUGUACUAACUACAUACAAUAUCGUUGCGGGCACGCCCGAGGAACGUAAGAUGUUCCGUGUGACGCCUAUGCACUAUGUUGUUUUCGACGAGGCACACAUGCUGAAAAAUAUGAAUACGCAGAGAUUCGAAACUUUAUCACGAAUUCGUGCCACAAAGAGAUUACUGCUCACCGGUACGCCGCUACAAAAUAAUCUUCUGGAGUUGAUGUCGUUGUUGAUCUUCGUCAUGCCGAAUAUUUUCUCCGCUAAAACUGAAGAUCUCAAAAGCUUGUUCCAGAAAAACGCCAAAAAAGACAAUGAUCCUGAUAACACGUCAAGCUUCGAGAAGGGCCAGGUUGACCAUGCGAAGCGAAUUAUGAAGCCCUUUGUCCUGCGACGCCUUAAACUUGAUGUGUUGAAAGAUUUACCACCGAAAACAGACACAAAGUUGAUGAUUCCAAUGUCGGAUGACCAAGAGACAAAGUACCAAGAACUAGUCGCGCAUUUUCAAGAGAUUGGUAUGCGCGCAGAUAGCGGAGCUUACAAUGGCAUGUCGAUGAUGACCGACUUGCGUAAACUGGCAAAUCAUCCCUUACUACAGCGCUAUCAUUACACCGACGCGACCAUAAAAACUAUAGCCAAAUGUCUCGCGAAAGACCCAGACUACAAAGACACCGUUGUGGAAUACAUCGUUGACGAUCUUGCCUGCAUGUCCGACUUCGACAUCAACGAGAUGACCCAGGAGUAUCCACUCUCCAUAGGUAAAUUUGCAAUGCCUAAGAAAUUGAUUCCCAUAUCGGGCAAAUUCGCCUACUUGGAUGAAACUCUCCCUCAGUUGAAGCGCGAGGGGCAUAGAGUGCUGAUCUUCAGCCAGUACGUUAUUAUGUUAAACAUUCUCGAGGUUUAUCUUAAGAUGCGUAACCAUUCCUUCCUACGCCUGGAUGGCAACACUCCUGUCACGCUUCGGCAGCAACUCAUCAACGAGUACACCGAGGACGGAUCGAUAUUUAUAUUCUUGUUGAGUACGCGAGCUGGUGGUUUGGGAAUCAAUCUGACAGCCGCCGAUACGGUCAUCAUUCACGACAUCGACUUUAAUCCUUAUAACGACAAACAGGCGGAGGACAGGUGUCAUCGCAUGGGUCAAACGCGCCCGGUCAACGUUAUUCGGCUUGUCUCGAAGGACACGAUUGAGGAGGCAAUGUGGGAGUUGACGCAAGAAAAACUCAAACUCGAACGAGACAUUACCACUGAUGAUUGUGAUACCGCCGAUGUGAAGAGCGUGGUGAGUUUGCUGUCGACAGCACUGAAAAUUGACCAAGCAAAGGUCAACAAUUUGUGCUCUCCGGAAAAGCUCAAGUUAAAUGGGAAAAAUUCGAGCUUUUCAAUGUAAAAUAUAGAAUCACAACUGCUCGAACCCCCGCUGUGCGGACAAUGGUGCAGUUACCUUUUUAUAAGUUUAUUAUUACUAUUUAUUUAAUGAUAUUACUUACUAUUUACUAUUAGUACAACUCCUUACAAUUCCAAUCAGAAUAAUAGAUAAUUAAUUAAGCAGUGGAA
Dalotia coriaria is the source of this 2944-nucleotide messenger RNA. RefSeq names its product SWI/SNF-related, matrix-associated actin-dependent regulator of chromatin, subfamily a, containing DEAD/H box 1 (gene Etl1). The transcript has 10 exons. The record is from RefSeq and is a predicted model, not a curated record. Bases 276 to 2777 code for a protein of 833 amino acids. Gene Ontology annotation, molecular function: chromatin binding; ATP binding; ATP-dependent chromatin remodeler activity. Lineage: Eukaryota; Metazoa; Arthropoda; Insecta; Coleoptera; Staphylinidae. Gene Ontology annotation, cellular component: nucleus.